Molecule: messenger RNA, 2208 nt
Organism: Closterium sp. NIES-67
Lineage: Eukaryota; Viridiplantae; Streptophyta; Zygnematophyceae; Desmidiales; Closteriaceae
Source: the annotation of a GenBank genome assembly
CACAAUUCGCAUCGUUCAGUAGUAAUAACCGGGCUUUUUACUAAGUUGCAAUCCAGUUUCUUAAGCUAUCAUCUAGCUACUUUGGCUAUCUGUGACGCUGAUAGUUACUGCGGCUAUCUAGAUACUGUGACGCAGCCUAUCGUGUCCAUCAGCUGCCCACAAAACACCCGCUUUUCCGUGACCGCUGCCAACCCCAAUGGCUGAGCAGCCUACCGCCGUCGGCGCGACUCUAGACGCGAUCCCCGCCAAGGUGGCGAUUAAGAGCCUUCGCGCGGCGAAAGGCGCGGCGCAAACCAUUAUCCCCUCCAAGCUCACCGUCAACAGCUUGCGCUUCCCGAAAUCAGUCGCCGCGGCAGUCCGAGCCGCGGUGACCGAGGCGAAGCUAACGGUUCCGGAGGCCGGGCCCGCCGGCGAGGUGGCCUCGGGGGAAGGCGACGAUCCCGAUGCGCCGCUUAUAGUGUUCAUUAACUCCAAGAGCGGAGGGCGGCUCGGGCCGGAGCUUUUCGACGCGCUUAUAACGGAAAUCGGCCCGCUUCAGGUGUACGACCUGAGCAAGGUGAAGCCGCAGGUGGCGCUGGAGACCAUCUUCGGGUGCCUGGAGCGCCUGGCGGAGCAGGGCGACGAGUCCGCAGCCAACACACGCCAGAGACUACGCAUCGUGACGGCAGGCGGUGACGGCACCGUGGGGUGGCUGCUGUCCGUGCUUGAGAAGUUCCCCUCGCCGCCGCCCGUCGCUGUCAUCCCGCUCGGCACUGGCAACGACCUCUCGCGCACCUUUGGAUGGGGUCCAGCGUUUUCGUUUCUGGGCAUAGCUCUCUUUGAGAAGCAGCUACUGGAGGUGGUCAGCGCCCGGCCAUGCAAGCUUGACGGGUGGAGCGUGCAGGUGACCCCAUCGCCUGACAUGGACACCACCCAGAUGCACCUGCCCUAUGCACUGCACCCGCAAAAGGCCGCAGAAGAGGCAGCGCCAACGUCGUUCCAAGGCAACUUCUACCUCUACUUUAGCAUAGGCAUGGAUGCGCAAGUGGCGCACAGCUUCCACACGCUGAGGGAGAGGAAGCCGUGGCUGGCCCGCGGCCGCAUGGCCAACCAGGCCAUCUAUGGCAGCUAUGGGUGCACGCAGGGGUGGUUCUGCACCUGCUGCGCUGUGGAGCCUCAAGCACGGUGUGUACACAUGAUAGCCACGUUCAGCGUGCAGAGGACCAAGGACGGCCCCUGGGAGGACCUUGACCUGCCCACCAAUCUGAGGGCAGUGGUGGUGCUCAACCUGCCUAGCUACGCGGGUGGCAGGAACCCCUGGGGCAAGCCGUCGGCUGAGCUUAACGCCAAGGAGGGCUGGUCUCCAGCACGGCCGGACGAUGGGAUGCUGGAGGUGAUAGGGCUCCGGGGCGGCUGGCACACCAUGGCCGUCAUGAGCAACAUGGUUAGGGGGGACCGCAUUGCUCAGGUGCACGGCAUGCGCAUUGACCUGCGGGGCGAGCACAGGCGGCUGGCGUACAUGCAGAUUGACGGGGAGCCGUGGGAGCAGCCACUGAGUGUGGACAGCAGGGAGCCCACCCACGUGGAGCUCGUGGCCCGGCCCGUGCAGUCCGAUAUGGUCGCGCCCCCCAAUUGCCGCCUCUUUGCUGAUGAAGGUGCUGCUGCUGCUGUUGGUGCUCCUGCUGCUGCUGCUGCUGCUGCUGCUGCGGAUGGUGGUGCUGAUGGUGCUGCUGCGGUGGCAGAGUAGAUGGUUGGGUGUCUGGAUCCAGAACGGCUUGGGAUGUGGUAAUUAGGAUGAGAGCGCUAUGGGGGAAGCAGGGCGGGAUUCGGAGUCGAAAGAGAGGGUGUAGUGUAACGCCCUAGCCAAGUUGGGUGCGCCAAGGAGUUUAGAGGGCAGUCUGGGAGCAUCAGUAGCUGUUGCUGUUGCUGGAUAAGUGUUAAUGGUGCCCGCCAGCAGCAGCAACACCAGCCGUAGUGGAGGCAUGGUAGAACGAAUUUAUAGGAUUCAACACAAUAAAUCUCUGGUAGUUAGAUCGUACCAGGUCGUAUGCAUAGUGGUAGUAAGGUAAGAAGGCAUGUGGUUGUACACUGGAGGUGGGUGCUGAUUAAGCAAGUGGGGUGCUGUAGCUGCUGAUGAUGAGAGGCAGUCUGGUGUCGUACAAGCAAAGCUACGUAUGUAUGUUUACACAGCGUUGUUGUCCAAUGGGUCUUUGGAAGUUCUACAGUUCU